CCAGGCUGGUCUCAAACUCACAGAGAUCUGCCUGCCUCUGCCUCCUGAGUGCUGGGAUUAAAGGUGUGCGCCACCAACGCCCGGCUAUGAACAUAUUCUUGUAGAAUUAAAUCUGAGCCUCCCUGUGAGAAAUACUCACCAUCAUCAGUCAUAACCGGAGGCUACUAAAUAGCACUGCUAUAUAUCUCGUGGUUCUGAGAAGAACUUCUUGGUUCAUGAACAGCAGCUCUUUUUGAAAGGCAUGAGUACUGGCCAUGGCUGCUCUACCACUCUGGCUUGAUCACCUCCAGCUUGGACAGCAUGGCAGAAUUCUGUCUCUUAUAAAACUUUAAACAGGGCUGGGGAUGUGGCUCAGUAGCAAAGCAAUUGCUAGCAUGCAUUAUGCUGAACUUCAGCAUAAAUUAGUUACUCACCAAUCAAUCCAAAUGAACACUUUGGUAUAUAUAAGUUCCUCAAAUACUUAUAAUGCAUCCUCACCCCCAAGGUCACAGUAUUAGGAAGUAGGCUUCUGGAGGUCAGACCCUGAAGGAGCCCAGCAAUGAAGUAAAUAUAGAAAGAUCAGUACACAGAAACAGUUACAGGUCUGCAUGCUAGUUGUGUAUGAUUGAAAGCCUAACUAGUCAGAACCAUUUACAAUAGCUCCAGAAGCAAGAGAAUGCUUAGGUAUAAACUUAGCAUUCAAAGGGCUCUGUUUCUGGAAACCACAGAAGGACAGCACAUGAACAGCCACAUUGUGUUCGUGGAUUAGAAGAAAACAAGCUGAACGUACAGAUUUACGCUGGAUGAAUUUGUGGUUUAGUGUAUCCCCAGUUAAAACUCCUCAGAGCUAUUAGCUACUGGACUAGUGUGUUCUGGAAUUUACAUGGAAGUGGGUAGCUGGAGUUAGCCACAACAGUGCAGCUGGAGGGGGCCACAGUUUGAAAAUACACUGUUGAACCACAGUGAUGGAACAGUGUAGUGUUGCCCAAAGGUGAGGCAAAAGUUGGUAGGUCAGAGCCCAGUCCAGACAGAAACUCAAGCAUAGUCUUUGAUUUCUGAUGAUGUGGCCAAUGAAACUGAGUGCAGAAAUCUUGAACUUGAAAAGCUGUGUAUGUACUUUGAAAUUUUGUUUCAUUUCUCAAUAACUGCUGCUAUGAAAUGCAACUUAAGCCUUACACCUGAUGCAGAAAUGGGAAAACACAACAAGGAUCUUAUCUGACAUAGCAUUAGGCUAUCAAACAUUACGGAAAAGGAGUGGCCCACUGAUGAAAAGAACUCAGCCCAUUGGACUUUAACUUUACUCUAAAAAAGACAACUAUGAGGAGGAAGAACAAACACAGACUAUGUGGAAACAUCUGGGAGGUACCUGCUGGAUGAGAACUAGUAUCCAGGACAUGUAGAGAACUCUCAGUGCAGCAGCAUGCAAGUAGCAGUUUGAUUGACGAGAAUGGGGAAGGACUUGUUGCACAGUGACAGUACAGCAGUGAGCCACUAAGAAGAUAUUCAGCACUGGGGUGUUAAAGAAACAUAAAUGAAACCCACAUGGGGUAUUGCAGAACACUAGGUGCUGGGGAGCACAUGUCAUACUGGUGAGGUACAGGAAGCACAGCACAUGGGAUAACAUUGACACAUUCUCAUGAAAUGAUGCGCAGACCUGCUGUGACCAUAAUCCUGUUCUUGGCUUUUGCUUUAGAGACAUGAAAACUUGUGUUUACACAGAACACCCCUCCCCACCCCCACCAUGGGAACAUAUGUAACAGUGUGGUCUAUAAUUGUCUCCAAUUGGAAGGAAUCACAGGCCCUCAGCAGGAGCUUGGAAGAGCAUGCUGUGCCCUUGAAUCCAGAGCACCUAGGUGGUGUGACAUCCCCACAACAUGGCCAGAUACCAGAGGCUUGUGAGAGGCCCAUACAAUACUACUGGUAUGACGAGCGGGGGAAGAAGGUCAAGUGCACCGCCCCCCAGUAUGUUGACUUUGUCAUGAGCUCUGUGCAGAAGCUGGUAACUGAUGAAGAUGUGUUCCCCACAAAAUACGGCAGAGAAUUCCCCAGCUCGUUCGAGUCCUUGGUGAAGAAGAUCUGCAAGUAUCUGUUUCAUGUGUUGGGCCACAUCUACUGGGCCCACUUCAAGGAGACCUUGGCCCUUGAGCUGCAUGGACACUUGAACACACUGUACGUGCACUUCAUCCUGUUUGCUAGAGAGUUCAACCUGCUUGACCCCAAAGAGACCGCAGUCAUGGACGACCUCACUGAGGUGCUGUGCAGCAGCCCAGGUAGCAGUGGUGCCACUGGGGAUGGGGCCAGCAGUGGAGCUUCUGGAGCACAGAACCACGUGAAGGAGAGAUGAGCCUCCAGGGCCAGAUGGGUGCACAUGUGCAAAGAGACAACUGUGUGUCUGUGUGUGCGCACACAUGCCCCAGGUGUGCUGGUGGCAAGGUCUGAGGGCCCUGGGCUGCGCAGAGUGUGGGCUCCAUGGAUGCCACUGGAGUCAAGGCGUGUUUCCUGACUUCCCUGUUGGAUGGAUGAGUGCUAUUUGUAGUGAAGAGCCUUUGGAGUCAUUCAUUCAUUCAUUCAACAAACAUUUAUUGGACUGAUGUUUUGAUUUUUCUUUUGUGGGGUUUUCCUUUCUUGGGUCUUCCAUGUGGCUCUUGCCCUCCCCUCCCCUCUCUCAGGGGGCCUCUGCAGCUUUGAAAGAAGCACCUUGUGAGAGGUGUCUCCCCUUACGGGACUUGCCCUGCAGACCUGGAGUUCUGCUGUGCUUUGGGGAUGGGCUUUUAUAGAGGCCUGCCCCGCAGCUUCCCUCCCUAGCCCUUGCCUGGUUCUUGGCUCGGAAUCCCUGGGGUGGAGAGGCCUGGGGUGACCCAUGGGGGCCCACACCUGCUGCUUGCUCCUGUCACCCCUUCUUGCUGCCUCUUCAGUGCCCAUGGAGGUCCCAUUUGUGCAUAGGGGCCAGGGCAGCACCAGGACCUGGCUGAGGCUCUGUGUGGAAACAGGGCUGUCAGUGAAAGGCAGAACCUGCUUUAGUUCAUCUGUUGAGUCAUAAUAAACGAACUCUCUCAGGUCA
Molecule: messenger RNA, 3040 nt
Organism: Mesocricetus auratus (golden hamster)
Lineage: Eukaryota; Metazoa; Chordata; Mammalia; Rodentia; Cricetidae
Gene: Mob2
Product: MOB kinase activator 2
Exons: 3
Coding region: 1721-2323 (200 amino acids)
Biological process (GO): positive regulation of protein phosphorylation; signal transduction
Cellular component (GO): cytoplasm; nucleus
Molecular function (GO): protein kinase activator activity
Source: RefSeq, a predicted model, not a curated record